This is a messenger RNA of Effrenium voratum, 369 nucleotides long. The record is from the annotation of a GenBank genome assembly. NCBI's taxonomy places the organism in Eukaryota, Dinophyceae, Suessiales, Symbiodiniaceae.
AUGUCCUUCAAUGCAGUUGCGGGCUAUCUCGGCGACCUUGCCCGCGGCAAGCGUGAGGGUGACGGCGAGCCGGCCAAGUCUGACUGGGAAGACUUGCAGGCCGCCGUCUUGGCCGGUGACACAAAGGCCCUGCAGGUGGCCGACGCAGUGAUGGCGCAGGCCAAGAGCCGCACUGACGCCGAGCGCAUGGAGGCGUUGGGACGCCUCCUGCAGGAGGAGUCCGUGGAGGACUGGCGGAGCCUGCAGCUUGGCGCUCCGCGUGCAGCCAUGCCUGCCUCUGACAGCGUCUCAUCCAGGGACCCCAGGAACCUCAGGGACCCCAGCAACGCCAGGCGCCCCAGAAACCUCAAAACUUUCAGAGACCCCUGA